Messenger RNA from Triplophysa dalaica, 3052 nucleotides. RefSeq names its product WD repeat domain 3 (gene wdr3). Gene Ontology annotation, biological process: maturation of SSU-rRNA. NCBI's taxonomy places the organism in Eukaryota, Metazoa, Chordata, Actinopteri, Cypriniformes, Nemacheilidae. The record is from RefSeq and is a predicted model, not a curated record. Gene Ontology annotation, cellular component: Pwp2p-containing subcomplex of 90S preribosome; small-subunit processome. Gene Ontology annotation, molecular function: protein binding; snoRNA binding. Bases 140 to 2956 code for a protein of 938 amino acids. The transcript is spliced from 27 exons.
CUUACCUCGGUGUCACAUGUGACAGAAAAAGCAUGUUGAAGUUCUCAAUGUGCGUAGAAGUGUUAUUGUAAAGGAUUGAAAGAACAACCUAAAUAACCUCGACUACCUUUAAUUUGUCCUUAGGUACCUCAGGCUUGCUAUGGGGUUGACUAAGCAGUACCUGCGCUAUGUGGCGAGCGCUGUGUUCGGAGUGAUCGGCAGUCAGAAGUCCAACAUCGCUUUUGUAACCCUUCGGUGUGGUGAGAAGGGUCGAUAUGUUGCUGUUGGUGCCUGCGAGCAUGUGUUUAUAUGGGAUGUGCGCAAAGCUGAGAAGGUUCUUAUUCUGGAAGGUAAAAAGCAUGAGGUGACAUACCUGUGCCCGUCUCCGGAUGGUGUCCACAUAGCAGUGGGGUAUGAAGAUGGAGGCGUGCGGAUCUUUAGUCUGCUUAAUGGGGAAAGCAACAUCUCCUUUAAUGGACACAAAUCAGCUGUUUCCGUCAUUAAAUAUGAUGCGCUGGGUGCUCGACUUGUCACUGGCUCUAGGGACACAGACGUGAUUGUGUGGGAUAUCAUCAAUGAAUCCGGUUUGUAUAGACUCAAAGGGCACAAAGAUGCUAUCACGCAAGUUUUGUUCUUGGAAAACAAAAAUCUUUUGAUUACAAGCUCCAAGGACACUUUUGUAAAAUGGUGGGACUUGGGCACACAACACUGUUUUAAGACCAUGGUGGGACAUCGCAGCGAGGUUUGGGGAAUGGUUGUUUUAAACCAAGAGAACAGGUUGCUCACAGGGUCUGCUGACAGUGAGCUCAGAGCAUGGGAUAUUGAGUACAUUGAGGAGGGCAAGGCGGCAGGGGAACCCCAUGAAAAGAAAGUCAAAAGUCUUCUUGAAGAUGAAGAAGAGGAAGAAGAAGGUCCUGAUGAAGAUUCAGAAGAGCGUAUAGUCAGCUGUGAAAAAGCUGGUUCUGUUCUCAGGGAAUCCAGAGACAGGAUUGUUUCCUUGGUUACAGAUGCCAAAGCUAAAGUGCUGGCGUGCCAUGGCCUAGAAGCUACACUUGAAGUCUUUACUGUGUUCUCCGAAGAGGAGAUCCAGAAAAAGAUGGACAAAAAACUAAAGAAAGCCAAGAAGAAAGCCAGGUCUCAGGAAGGAGGAGAGAAUGAACCUGAGCCGGUAGUGGAGCGAAAGCUGACCGAUGAGAUCCAGAAACUGGCAAACAUAAAAGCUUCCUCCAAAAUCAGGUCAAUGGAUUGCCUUCUUUCUCCUAAUGGAGAGAUGAAGAUUGCUCUCUUAUUGCAAAAUAACACAGUUGAGACCUUCACUAUCAAGACCACAGAGAAGAAUCCAACUGGCACUAAGACCUCUAGGCUCACGCUGAGCGGUCAUCGCACAGAUGUAAGAACGCUGGCUUUUAGCUCAGAUAACAUAGCUAUCCUUUCUGCCUCUGGAGAAACUGUCAAGGUGUGGAACAGGUCCACCUUGCAGGUCAUCCGCACCAUUGGAUGUGAAUAUGCUCUCUGCUCAUUAUUUGUUCCUGGAGACAGACAGAUCAUCUUAGGAACAAAGAGUGGCAAGAUUCAGAUCUUUGACCUGGCCUCAGCCAGCCUUCUCGAGACAACUGAUGCCCAUGAAGGAGCUCUCUGGUCCAUGUGUCUGUCUCCAGAUCAGCGGGGGAUUGUAACCGGGGGUGCUGACAAGACCGUGAAAUUCUGGGACUUUGAGCUCAUAAAGGAUCAAGAUUCUGGGAAUAACAAGAGAUUGACGUUGAACCACAUGCGUACCCUGCAGUUAGAUGAGGAUGUGCUGUGUGUGCGCUAUAGCCCUGACCAGAGACUGCUGGCUGUGUCUCUACUCGACUGUACGGUCAAAAUAUUUUACACGGACACUCUAAAGUUUUUCCUUUCACUAUAUGGGCACAAACUGCCAGUUCUGUGCCUGGACAUUUCACAUGAUAGCACUUUAAUAGCCACAGGCUCAGCAGACAGAAACGUGAAGAUCUGGGGUUUGGAUUUCGGAGACUGUCAUCGCUCUAUGUUUGCACAUGACGACAGUGUCAUGUUUCUUCAGUUUGUACCCAAAACCCAUCUGUUUUUCACUGCGGGGAAGGACAGAAAGAUCAAGCAGUGGGACGCCGACAAAUUUGAGCACAUCCAGACGUUGGAGGGUCAUCAUCGUGAGGUAUGGUGCCUGGCCAUCAGCCCCAGUGGAGACUACAUUGUCACCUCAUCUCAUGAUAAGUCCCUCAGACUGUGGGACAGAACGAGGGAGCCCAUCAUUCUGGAGGAAGAGCGGGAGAUGGAGAGAGAAGCAGAAUUCGAGGAGUCACUGGCUAAAGGUGAUGAACCUGUGGUCCCUGGAGAAACCAAAGGAGAGGCAGAGCAUGCUGGGAAGAAGAGCGUUGAGACAGUCAAAGCUGCGGAGCGGAUAAUGGAGUCAAUAGAGCUUUAUAGAGAGGAAAGUAAACGACUGGAGGAGCACAGACUCGCUUGUGAGGCUGCAGGGAAGAAGUUACCACCUCCAAGGAUCAACCCCAUACUGAUGGCUUUUGGAAAUAUCUCGCCUUCUCGAUAUGUUCUGGAAGUGAUAAAGAAGGUCCGGUCCAGUGAGCUGGAAGUGUCUCUACUGGUGCUGCCGUUUCAUUACGUUCCAGAUCUGUUGCAGCUCUUCAAUAGCUACGUGCAGCAGGGCCUGGAGGUGGAGCUGGUGUGCCGGUGUCUUUUCUUUCUACUCAGAGUGCACUUUGGUCAGAUCACCAGUAAUCAGAUGCUGCUGACUGCCAUUGAUGAGCUAAGAAUAAACACAAUCUCCAAAGUGCGAGAGAUCAAGGACGUUCUGGGCUUUAACAGCGCCGGCCUUCAGUUCCUACAGCGGGAGAUCGAGAGCAAAGAGGACGUGAUGUUCUUUGCUGAUGCCACAGGCCGUUUCGAGGAGAAGAAAAGGAAGAGAAAGAAACGCGAAAGAGCUGUUCUAACCCUCACAUAAAACCUGCAGGUCGCAAUGACAUAAUAAAAAGGUUUUUGAAAGUUUGUUUGUAAUUUGUACCUGUGUGAAGUCUAUAAAGGCGAAUUUAAAGACUGA